Molecule: messenger RNA, 1640 nt
Organism: Labrus mixtus (cuckoo wrasse)
Lineage: Eukaryota; Metazoa; Chordata; Actinopteri; Labriformes; Labridae
Gene: wdr77
Product: WD repeat domain 77
Exons: 10
Coding region: 296-1306 (336 amino acids)
Biological process (GO): oocyte axis specification
Cellular component (GO): methylosome
Molecular function (GO): protein binding
Source: RefSeq, a predicted model, not a curated record
UUUGACUCGACGAAGAAGAAACCCGGAAGUGAGUGUUUUUUCGGGCCCAUGUGUUGCUUUACACUCGUUCAUUCAUUUGGAUACGACAACUCCUGUUAUAUUUCAUACAAUCGUUUCUAAAGGAACACGGAAAUCAUUGUGGUUUUAUGUUGCGCCCAUGAACCAAAAGUGAUAACGGUGGUGUCUCUGUAAGCGUAUAGGAAGUUUAACGUUAGCUAGCUAACUAAGAAACCGCGUUAAAGUCGUUUGCAGAGUCGUGGCUGCAACCUCUGAAAAAGUCGAGUGCGUUAUCUGAAUGAAAAGUGCUGUAGAUACCAACAUGAUCAAGGAAAACCGGUGGAGUGUACCCCCCAAUGCUCCAGCGUGCAUGGAGAAACACCUGUGCUCGGCUCAAUACAGAGCAGAUGGCACCUUGCUGCUAGGUGCCUCCAGCCUCGCUGGAAGAAGCUGGCAGGGGUCUGUGUGGAUCUACAGCGACCCUGCACAGGCCCCCAAUGAGGAGCAGUGUAAAGCUGGUGUGCAGACUGAGGCUGGAGUCACAGAUGUCAAAUGGGUGUCAGAAAAGGGUGUUGUAGUGGCGUCAGACUCAGGUGCAUUGGAGCUCUGGGAACUGGCAGAGGAUGAGCGCCUGCUGGUGAAUCGCUUCACUAAACAGGAGCAUGACCACAUCGUCACCACAGUCAGCCCAGUUACAGGAGCAAGCAGUGCUAUCACUGGGAGCAUGGACUGCCGAAUUAAAGUGUGGGAUCUCAGCCAGGAGACAGUUGUCACUACCUACAAUGCUCACACACAGCCAGUCAGUUGUGUUACCUGCAGUCCUACAGAGGAGUCUCUCUUCAUCUCCUGUGGUCAAGAUGGCCGUGUGCUUAUGUGGGACAGGAGGAAGCCAAACAAACCAGCCACAAAAAUAGAUGUAGAGACCCCCAGCUGCUCCCCCACUACUGCAGCCUGGCACCCCCACCACAGAAGCACCAUUGCUUUUGGUGAUGAGCUCGGCAGAGUGACAGUGAAGGAUUUCCUGGGAACAGAGCCAGCCAGGGUGCAGAAAGUACACAACCGUAGAGUCAAUGGGCUUGCCUUCUCUACACACAAUGCCUCAUUGCUCGCCUCCAUAAGUGACGAUUGUUCCCUGGCUGUACUGAACUCUGAUCUGCGAGAAAUACUUCGAGAUCGGCGACACCAGGAUUUUGUCAAAAGUGUGUGCUGGCUUCAUGGUGGCUCCAACGCUCUCACAACUGUAGGCUGGGAUCACCUUGUGCUUCACCACACUGUGGAUCCAGCUGCUGGGGCUCCCAACUCCUCGUAGACUCCACAGAUGCUUAUACAUGUAGGAAGACAGCGGUUUCAAGUAACUACUUUCUCCCCCUAAUUUUUAAGGGGGGUUUCCAUGUGUAUCUAAAAAGUUGAGUACGUUAUUCAAGAAAUAUAGAUUUAAAUGUUUUAUUGCCAUUUAAUACCCAAAACAUGUACACAAUAUUUGAAAUGUGCUGGCUUUGGUUCAUACUACUCUAAACCGUCUCCAUCCACUUCUUUAAUUCUUCCUCUGUAUAGCACGUUUGUGUGUAAUUAAACUUGACGCAACCCAUUUGUAUUUCAUAAUCUUACAUUAAAGGGAACCUAAUGUUGUGAUAGCAAGAACA